This is a messenger RNA of Etheostoma cragini (Arkansas darter), 461 nucleotides long. Its product is annotated as origin recognition complex subunit 1-like. NCBI's taxonomy places the organism in Eukaryota, Metazoa, Chordata, Actinopteri, Perciformes, Percidae. The record is from RefSeq and is a predicted model, not a curated record. The transcript has 3 exons. The coding region runs from base 26 to 454 and encodes 142 amino acids.
UGAGGAGGAGGAUGAAACCGGGCCGAUGCGUCAGGCCGCCGCCACGCCGCGGAGCUCCAAGAGGAAGUCGGCCCAGCUGGUCUCGUCUCGCAUCCGGAAGCAGCUGAUCCUUCUGGACAACCAGCCGGACCUGAACUCGGACGGAGAGGACGAGGACGAGUUCGUCCCCUCAAGGAAGGAGCUCCAGAGCAGCGACGAUGAUGAGGAUGAUGAAGAAGAGGCAGAUAGCGACGAGGACGAGGUAUUUGGGAAGAAGAGCCGCCGAGCGUCUGCAGCGACUCCUCGCUCCGGGCGGAGAACUCGCUCCUCCACCACGACGCCGCGAAAAACCCCCAACAAGAAGGUCACACCCGGCACGCCACGGACUCCUCAUGGCGCCACUCCCAGCAUCCCCAGCAGGUCGCUGCCGGCCCGACAGCCCGCCAACGUCCUGGAGGAGGCCCGAACCAGGUGAGACGCAG